UUGAAACUCAUGAUCAUCAUCUUCUACCUCAAGAUUUGAUAACUCAAAUCCUGUUGAGGUUGCCGGUGAAGUCUCUUGUCCGGUUCAAGUGCGCAUGCAAGUUAUGGCGGUCUAUCAUAUCCCAUCCCCACUUUGCAAGCUCACAUUUUGAUCUUGCUCCUCCUAGACUCAUAUUGAGUUCCUUUGAAGCUAUUCAAACCAUGGACGUAGAGGGUGGAUGGCGUCAGUCUUAUCCUUUUUCUGAAAAAAUAAAUGCUGAUUUUGUGGCUCCUAUUCAAAUUAUGGGUUCGUGUAGAGGCUUUCUGCUAUUGGACUGUGAUGAAAGUGUCUUUUUGUGGAAUCCAUCCACACAUGUCCACAAAUCAAUACCUUCAUCUCCUCCUGUUUAUCCAUAUGGUUUUGAAUCAAAAUAUGAGUUCUUGGAGACUCCUCAGCUAUAUGGUUUUUGUUAUGAUUCAUCAAAAGAUGACUACUUGGUGGCUAAAUUCUAUGUUCGUGGUCAAUCAGGUUCCUCACCACCUGCACAUGUGCAGAUUUUCUCAUUAAGAGCUAAUGUGUGGAAAUACAUUGAUUUCACUGAUUUGCCUCACUUGAACCUAUGUGAAGAUUUUCUAAGACCCGGGUUGCUCUUCAACGGGACCAUUCUUCACUGGUUGACUUAUGAUUAUGAUAAAUCAAUGAGUGUUAUUAUUGCCUUUGAUUUAAUGGAAUUGAGAUUUUUUGAGAUACCCCGGCCAGAUAAUAUUGCUCAUGAUCUUACAUCUUGUGGUGAUUUGUGGGUGCAUGGAAGAUUUUUGAGUCUAUGGGUUUGGGGGAGUGAUACAAAUACAAUUGAUAUCUUGGUUAUGGAAAAAUACAGAGUACAAUCUUCUUGGACCAAGACUCUUGUUGUAUCUUUGACACGCAGAGGAAAACACCUUCGCCCAGUAUGCUCUACAAAAAAUGGUGAUAUUAUUAUGGCGAGUGAAAAUGGAUCAAAACUGGCCAAGUAUAAUGAUAAAGGGAAACGGCUAGAGCAUUGCGUACAUCGUGAUUAUCGAAAAUCCCAAGUGCCCAUGUAUACAGAGUCUAUCAUUUCACUCCCUAGUGUAACUGAGCAGAGCUCAAAAUUCUGACUAGAAUAUCGGAUGAUGUUAUUACUGGAUAUGCUUUUAUG
Lotus japonicus is the source of this 1156-nucleotide messenger RNA. RefSeq names its product F-box/kelch-repeat protein At3g06240-like. The transcript has a single exon. Bases 201 to 1115 code for a protein of 304 amino acids. NCBI's taxonomy places the organism in Eukaryota, Viridiplantae, Streptophyta, Magnoliopsida, Fabales, Fabaceae. The record is from RefSeq and is a predicted model, not a curated record.